Molecule: messenger RNA, 3766 nt
Organism: Cydia fagiglandana
Lineage: Eukaryota; Metazoa; Arthropoda; Insecta; Lepidoptera; Tortricidae
Product: protein ABHD18
Exons: 10
Coding region: 191-1849 (552 amino acids)
Source: RefSeq, a predicted model, not a curated record
ACGAAACGUAUUCAUGUGACAGAACAGCUGAGCCCGCUGAAAAAAUAUUUAUUGUGUUGACAUCACAUUCCUCUCCCCAUCUAAAAAUGUGUUUAAUGUGUUGACACCGACCAUGCACGGGACAGCAACCACAAAUAUCAUCAAGUAAUUGUGUAUUAACCUCAAGAUCCAAUCUACCUAUAUCACAAAAAUGUCAGCGAGUAGAUUGGAUGCAGUCUAUCGCAGUAUACUUAUUACAAAAUUUUUCACUAAAGGAUGGGGAAAGCCUGAAAAUUUACGUCGGUUAUUCGAGUUUAGAAAAAUAGUAUCGAACCGAGAUGAAUGCUUCAAGCUCGUUGAGAGAGACUAUGCAGUUACAAUCACUAAGCAACAAAAACUCUCAGACUGCACACUACUGGAAGGGUACUUUAUAUCACCACUGCACCGCUACUUGCCCGGGAUAGUGCCGGAAGUGGCACAGAAGGCCCACUUCCAGGUUCUCCUGCCUAUCCAUUGGCCAGAGAAGGGAGUUAAACCCAUGUGCUUGCAUCUGGCUGGUACCGGUGACCAUUUCUUCUGGCGGCGUCGGAAUCUGAUGGUGAAGCCGCUCAUCAAGGAAGCUGGCAUUGGCGGCAUCAUCCUCGAGAACCCCUUCUACGGCCUACGGAAACCGACGGACCAGGUACGGUCAUCUCUCCACAACGUGUCAGAUAUCUUCGUGAUGGGUGGUUGCCUGAUUCUGGAAUCACUAGUUCUGUUCCACUGGUGUGAGCGGAACGGACUCGGCCCUCUCGGCGUCACCGGACUGUCCAUGGGCGGUCAUAUGGCGUCGCUAGCAGCCACAAACUGGCCGAAACCCCUGGUGCUAGUGCCGUGCUUGUCCUGGUCAACCGCGUCUGCAGUGUUCCUACAGGGUGUCAUGUCACAAUCAAUAAACUGGGAUUUACUAGAAGACCAGUACCUCUCGGACGGCGAAUACCGCGAAAAACUCAGCAAAAUGGUCACCAUCGUCGACGAGGCUUUUCUAGCGGGGAAAAAAUUCGCACAGACCUACCAUCCCUCCACCCAUCCCAUCUCCACCACCGUUGACAUGGCUAAAAAACUAGACGUAACUUAUAAGGAGGCCAAUGUGGAAAAUCCAGACAUCGUGGACAUGACAAAGAAUAUGGAGGAGUCAAAUAAAAAUGUGCCAAAGAAAGAAGCGAAACCGUUUCCGAGGGAGGCUUUGAUUCAAGAGUUGCAGAGGCUUCUGGACGAGAAGAAGAUUAGUCAGCAGUUGUAUGAGAAGUUGUUGUCGAACGACAAGUUUGAGCUGCUGCCGCGGGAUAUUGACGAUAUCAACAAGUUGACGGAGGAGAAGAUUAAUGAGAUAUUGAUGAAGUGUAAAAUUGCCGAUUUAAGAUCAACAGGUAUUGUUGAAAACAAAACCGAACCAGCCAAAAGCCAAAAGACCACUGGCGCCCAAUCCAUUUUAAAACCACCAACACAACUCCAACCAAUCCCGGAGACCAAACUAGUCAAAGCCAAGAGUAAAUCCUGGACAGUCUCGGAGAUAACUUCUGAUCUGUGGUCGAAUCUGUCUUUCAUGAAGAGUAAGAGCGAGAAGAAGAUAGACUGGAGCAAGGUGCACUGGAGGGACAGAGAGGCACUGCAGUUCAUGAGAGGGAUCAUGGAUGAGUGCACGCAUUUAAGUAACUUCUCUGUGCCGUAUGACACUUCGUUGAUUAUUGCUGUGUGUGCGAAACACGACGCGUACGUACCAAGAGACGACGUGGGCACGCUAGAGGAGAUCUGGCCCGGCGCUGAGGUGCGCUACGUGGACGCCGGCCACGUGUCCGCCUACAUCCUGCACCAGUCGCUCUUCAGGUAACAUUACACUAGACACGUGGGCACGCUAGAAGAGAUCUGGCCCGGCGCUGAGGUGCGCUACGUGGACGCCGGCCACGUGUCCGCCUACAUCCUGCACCAGUCGCUCUUCAGGUAACAUUACACUAGACACGUGGGCACGCUAGAAGAGAUCUGGCCCGGCGCUGAGGUGCGCUACGUGGACGCCGGCCACGUGUCCGCCUACAUCCUGCACCAGUCGCUCUUCAGGUAACAUUACACUAGACACGUGGGCACGCUAGAGGAGAUCUGGCCCGGCGCUGAGGUGCGCUACGUGGACGCCGGCCACGUGUCCGCCUACAUCCUGCACCAGUCGCUCUUCAGGUAACAUUACACUAGACACGUGGGCACGCUAGAGGAGAUCUGGCCCGGCGCUGAGGUGCGCUACGUGGACGCCGGCCACGUGUCCGCCUACAUCCUGCACCAGUCGCUCUUCAGGGCUUGCAUAAAAGAAGCAUUUGAAAGGUCAAAGAAAAAAUGGAAAGACGGCAAACAUAUUAACUGACGGUAGCUUUCACCUCAAACUAGAACUACGUAGUCUCUUCAAUAGGUAGCAAAUAUCCUCACUGUAACAACUAACUGGGCAUGGUUAGACUUAGACCUUAUGCUUUUAUUAAUAAGGUUUACUAAUGGUCAGUUACUUGUGACAACGAUGAUAUAUGCCUGAUUAAGGCGGUAUUCACAUUGCGGAUCCGCUUCCCGCGCCGGUGUUCGAGCGAGACAUUGCUAUAUAAACCCAUAAUGUUGUCUCGCUCACAUACCUGAGCGGAGUGUGUCGGCAUCAGUGUGGUAACCUUGUUACUUUUAGACUAAUCGGUAAGCAAAGAAACAUAUUUUCAUAUUGAAACUAUAAAAAGCCAUAUAGGUGUGAUACGAAUACGAAAUUAUGCAAUAGGAUAGAUUAUCCGUCCUAAGGCCCAGCUAUACAAAUGAAAUUUCCAAUAUUUGUUACUGAAAUUUUAACCUACAGUGUAGGGAAUAGAGUUGAUUUUGUUUUGUUAGAAAAUUUAACAAAACAAAGCAAUUGCAACUCUGUUCUAAUUGAAAGAUUAAAAUUUCUUCGAACUGAAUAUGUCCUAUAGGUAGGACGUUGGGCCUCAGGAGGAUAUAAUAUAGACGUGUGAUAGCUUUACAAUCUUUACAUGCAUAAGAAAAUGUACAAAUUAGAAUUAACUUGAGCUUAUGAAUGUCUGUGUCUGAAUAACAAUAAUUAUUGAAACGUUAACAUUUCUGUAUAGACUGUAUAAUUGCUCAAUGUCUAGUUAAUAAUGAGCCUUGUAACCAUACUAUAAGGUGGAAAAUCGGGCACCUUAUUAGUGUCAAAUUUUAAAACUUUUUAUACUAUUAGACAAUGUAGUCAAGUUUGUACUGUACUUGUUUCGCUUCUGACUUUAUCACGUGAAUGGUAAUUUUUAAGCCUAUUUUGGCGUUUGAACGUAUUCGAUGUUUUAUCAUAAAAAAUCGGUAUCUCAUGUAUUGGGUAUGUGUAAAGGUCCAAGCCAUCUCAGCGCAUGUUUUGGCAUAAAUAUAUACUUUAUGACCGAAUUUGUUUGAAAUUAACUGUCAAGGAACAAUUUUCCGAAAGCCAGGCGACAUAAACUACACAUAGCCAAUAAUGGAUAUAAAAUAAAUGCCUUAUUUUACACAUAUCUGACGUGGCCAAUUUCAAGGUAUUUUUGUCAACAUUUUACGUGUGUGAAUAACAAAAGCUUUCGCGUUAUUGUGAGACGAUCCUAGUUAUUUACAUAUAUUUAUUUAGUCCCAGAAUAGUGCAUGGAUUUAUUAUAAUUGAGCUCUUCUGAUACAGUUAUGCUUUUCAUAGAUUUAUUACAACACAAGUGUAGAUAGUGUAUUCUUUUUUGAGAUACGAAGUUAUAAUUUUUAUAAUAAAUAUUGUUUUAUG